GAUUAGAUUUUAUUAUUUAAUAAUCGCGUUAAUAUUUAAGAUGUUGAAGUUCAACGGGUUAGUAAUUUGGAGGUUAGGUUCACGAGCAAUAAUAAGGAAGUAUUCCAGUCCUAGUGCUACAGUAUUUAAAACAGAAAAACUUGAUUCUUCAAAAGGCAUCGGAGACAAAAAUAUUACUAGCCCAGAAACAAAUAGCAGAGAUAACCCAACAGGCUUAGUGGCAGCAGCCUUUGCUUCUAUAAACUCUCCUGAGAGUGAAGACAGCAGGAAGCCAAGUCCGAAGUCAGUGAAAUUGAGCAGAUACCAGAUAUUAGAUAAUGAAAUUGCUAGAGCAAAUGAUGUCAACAGUUUACUGCUGGUCGCUGAAAACCCUAUAGUUUCCAGACGACAUGCAUUAAAGAUGGUUUCAACCCUAUCAGAAUGGUCAAGCAGUAAUAAAGUGAAACUAAGUGACUUUGAGAAGGAUCCUCGAUUUCUAAAGCUGUGCAGGAUACUGGCACGGUCAACAUCAUCACAGGCUUUGAGUUCUUUGACCAUGGCGGAGGACUUGAGUACAGUGCUUGGUAUUACAGGUGAUGAUGAGGCUGCAAGGUUGAUUGGGAAUCUGUCAUUGACACAAAUGAUUAAGGUGAUGAAGGCGUUACAUUCAAAGGGUCGUCGCAGCACGCCGUUACUCCGCGCUCUCUCUCACAAUAUCACAAACCAAUCGGAACAAUUGGAUUUAAAGAAAUCAGCUGAUCUGCUGUUUGCUAUGGCAUCGCUGAAUUUCCCUGAUCCUGUAUUAAUGGAUAGGAUAUGCAACGAUGUGAUAAGCAACCUGAAAUCCAACCAAGACAAGCCAGCGGUGGUGACCUCCAUCAUGGUGUCUCUGGGGCUGCUGCGUUACCGGCACGAGCCGGCACUGUCCGCGCUGGCGGACUGGCUUCAGGCGCACCGGGACGUCUGCAGAGCCAGCGAUGUGGCCUCCGCAGUGGUCACCUUCGGUACACUGGACUUUAUACCCCCCAUGUGUGAAGGAUUGAUAGAGAAUGCAUUAUUAUUGAAAGAAGAGGAGAUGGUGAAGCCUUCCUCGUGGUUGGACUUCGUGUUCUCUUUGCUGACGCUGAGCCACGCCAGAGAAGACCACCUCCUGUCCACUGUCAGACCGGACUUUAUUGACAAACUGCUGUCAGCUGGCGAGAUACCAAUCCCAGCUCGUCGUAAACUCAUGUCUAUUGACGCAUACAUAAGUAUGAAGUUCCCGGAGCGCUCGCGACUCGCGGAGGACAUCUCUGUGGGCGUGCCCAUACUUUAUACAAAGGAAAAAGCACUCUAUGUACAGAGCAUUAUGGAUACGUUUAAAAGUCUCGUCUCUGCUGAUGCCUUUAUGAAGAGGGAGUGUAAUUCUGGCAUGGGAUUUCUGUAUGAUGCGGAAUUUGCUCUCAACUCCAAAUGUCAUCCAGUUCCGUUAGAGAAGGCGGUAAAUGAUAAGAGCGUGCAUAGAAUAGCAGUUCUGGGUCUGGAGUACCACGACAUGACGCGCCGCAGCGUGGCGCCGCUCGGAGUCAACCAGCUCUACACCAGGCUGCUUCAAAAUAAGGGUUUCAAAGUUCUUCAAAUUCCAUACACAGAGUUCAAUCCUAAAGACAAGUUGGUGACCCGAGUGCAGUAUAUAGAAAAACGUUUAAAGCAAAUAGUGAGCGAUACAUUAUAGUGGAAAUCUUGUAUAUUAUGUACAAAUAGAUUUUGUCCCCUAUUGUGAUGUCUCUAGGUUAAUUUUACAAUGACAACACUCGUAAACUUUAAAAGGCUAUUCUAUGAGUUUGUUUAUGAAAAUCCGAUUUAAAAUCUUUAAUCCUUGAAAGCCUGAUUUUUAAAUCAAGUUAAAAAUGUAUAAAUGUACCCUUUACUAUGUU
Papilio polytes (common Mormon) is the source of this 1895-nucleotide messenger RNA. Its product is annotated as protein TBRG4. NCBI's taxonomy places the organism in Eukaryota, Metazoa, Arthropoda, Insecta, Lepidoptera, Papilionidae. The transcript is spliced from 11 exons. Bases 41 to 1693 code for a protein of 550 amino acids. The record is from RefSeq and is a predicted model, not a curated record. Gene Ontology annotation, molecular function: protein binding. Gene Ontology annotation, biological process: regulation of mitochondrial mRNA stability.